Messenger RNA from Colletes gigas, 1185 nucleotides. Its product is annotated as putative odorant receptor 71a. Gene Ontology annotation, biological process: sensory perception of smell; detection of chemical stimulus involved in sensory perception of smell. Gene Ontology annotation, cellular component: plasma membrane. Lineage: Eukaryota; Metazoa; Arthropoda; Insecta; Hymenoptera; Colletidae. The coding region runs from base 1 to 1185 and encodes 394 amino acids. Gene Ontology annotation, molecular function: olfactory receptor activity; odorant binding. The transcript is spliced from 10 exons. The record is from RefSeq and is a predicted model, not a curated record.
AUGUCUAUCGUCGGUGAUAUUCCGUACUACAGAGAGCUCAAGAAAUUUUUGAUAUUAAUAGGACAGUAUCCUCAACAAACGAAUUGUAGUCGGAACACUCUGUUCAUCAUGAUUUUAACCAGUCUCGUAAGCCUGUUGAUACCAACUAUUAUAGGAUUCGUCACGUCGUUCUGUGAACAUGACACUGAUAAGGUGUUGGAUGCUAUACCGAUUAUGGUUACGAAUCUCGUCACGAUGAUAAAACUAAUAAACUUUAACAUUAACAGGAAAAAAUUCAGAAAGUUAUAUGACUUCGUGAUAAGCGAAUGGGAAUCAUUGAAGUUUAAAAAUGAGGUACAAAUAUUGGACGAAAUCACAAAAACUGGAAGUAAUAUUGCAUUCCUGUACAGAACUGCUUUAUUGGGAUCCUUGGUAUUAUUCGCUUUCCUCCCGCUGAUACCAUUAUUCUUGGACAUCGUUCUACCGUUGAAUGAAACACGACUAAAACAACAAGUGUUCAAGCUUAACUAUUUGGUAGACGAUGACAAAUAUUUCUAUCCUAUAUACUUUCAUUCAAUUUGGACUUCGACCACUAUUGUGGUAACUAUCGUUACCGUAGACUCCAUGUACAUGCUCGUAACGCACCAUGCCUGUGGAUUAUUCGCCAUAUGCGGGAAUCGGAUUAAACAAACGACACAAAGUUUCGAUAAGAGAAUUGAUAACGCUCCGAAGGAGAGAGCCGUGUAUCAAGAGUUCAAGAACUGCGCAAUUAUCCACAAAGAAGCAAUACAGUUUUACGAGCUCAUCAAUGACAUAAACCAGCGAAGCUUCUUGCUUCAGAUCGGGCUGAACAUGAUCGGUAUCAGCGUGACAGCUGUCCAAACGGUUAUGAACCUAAAUAACGUGAGAGAAGCAUUGAGGAUUGGUAUUUUCCUCGGGGCACAGCAAUUCCAUUUGUUUUUCAACAGUCUGCCUGGCCAAAGUCUCGUGGAUCGCAGUUUACAAUUACUCGACGAUUUAUACAGCUCCAAAUGGUACCAAGCGCCGGUGAGAAUGCAACGAGUGAUUUACAUGAUGCAAAUAAGAUCCGGCGUACCGUGUACAUUGACCGCGGGUGGAUUGUACGACAUGAACAUAGAAAACUUUGGAAUGAUUUUUAAAUCCUGUAUGUCGUAUUUUACGAUGCUGCUAUCAUUGAGGGAAUGA